UUUCUUGAAUUUUUUUCCUCGCCAUAGUGAGCAGAUCUUUCGAAAUGACUGUUAUUAGCCUGAGGAACAGGUACUGUGGGAGCUUUUAUGUGGCCAACAUGACUUUUGGACUUCCUGAAACCUCUGUAUUGCAGCCCAUUUGGGACUACCUGCACACUAACCAUGAGAGUACGCUGAGGUCACCUCUCUUUCCCGUUCUCCUGUCUGUGUCUACCUACCUCAUCCUGGUGGCGCUGUUCACCGUAGUGGAUGUCCUGGCUCCGUACUGCCCCAGCAUCAAUAGGUAUAAGAUCCACCCAGACAAGCCUGUCACCUGGACGGAUAUUUGGAGGACGCUGGGCCUCACCACCUAUAACCACCUGGUCUACAUCUUCCCAGCAACUGUGGGGCAGUGGCUCUGGAGGCCGCCAAUCCCCUUGCCCAAAGAGGCUCCGACUCUCUCCGAGUUUCUGCUGGGCAUCCUGGGAUGCACCAUCCUCUUUGACUUCCAGUACUACCUGUGGCAUCUCCUCCACCACAAGAUCGGCUGGCUGUACCGGACCUUCCACGCCAUCCACCACCAGUACAACGAGCCCUUCAGCCUGGUCACCCAGUACCUGUCUGCCUGGGAGCUCUUCAGCGUCGGCUUCUGGACCACCCUGGACCCCCUGCUCCUGCAGUGCCACUGCAUGACCACCUGGGGCUUCAUGCUCUUCAACAUAUGGAUCUCCACCGAUGAUCACUGCGGUUACGAUUUCCCCUGGUCCUUGCACAACCUGGUCCCCUUCGGCCUCUGGGGCGGCUCGGUUAAGCACGAUGCCCACCAUCAGAAACCCAACACCAACUUCGCCCCGUUUUUCUCCCACUGGGACUGGCUAGCAGGGACUGGGACGGCUCUCGCCCAAUCAGCCGCUAUGAGAGGAAGGGAGAGCAAAGAAGCUUGACUGUUAUUGGCUUUCUGUUACUAAAACCAUGUCAGACUAAGAUUUGCACUAACUUUCAAAUGCUAAGGUUAAAUGUAACUGUGUUCCCUUAAGUUUGAAGGUUUCUCCAGUGUAUUUUUAUUGCCUAAUGCGAUCUGUCCUUUCUCCUUCGCAAGCUGACGAAUAAUAUUUAUGUGCUCAUUUCACACACUGAUGUUAGACACAGGUGCCCAUGUAAAAACACCGUAUAUGCAGAUUUUUUUGGGAGAGCAAUGUAUGACAGUGACUGUACAGUACUGUUGGAAACACGUGUAAAUAACUGCGCGCGCGCACACACACGCACACACACACACAUCGCAUUUCUAAACGAGGCUGCUUUUGUUUGCUUCUUGCUUCUUCUUGUUGUCUGCAGAUUCCUGCUAAUACUACUUUAAGGUCGUUUGACAUUUUAUGGUUCGUUUGUUCAUUGCUCUUUGUCAGAAACAAUAGCCGGAUACAUGGGCACACACCACAAGCCACUUCCCUGUAACUUAGUGUCUUGACAGCCGUAUCCAAAAAUUUCGAGUUCAGUGUAAUAGCUUGGUAACACCAAAACGCUGCAUAAAAAUGAUCAAAGACAAAAGGGAAGUUUUUUUGUCGGCAUAACACACAGGAAAAGAGCACAGCCGCAAUUACAGCACUAUUAUGCGCGAUAUUAUGUUCUAUGAAUGCGCUGAGGCCGACUACUGGGACCAAGUGAAUGUCUCUGCUGGUUUCUGUUCCCUAAGGCUCGCUGAAAAUAUAGCCAGGAAAUAUGCGUGCUCCAACGUACCGCAUGGCGCCAAUAUUAAUUAAUCAUCGGCCUUUCAUACUCCAUCAGCGGUUGAACCAGCUGAGGGAGGGGAAUUUUCCAGGCUUUCCCACCACAAAAACACCUUUGUAAUCUUUGGAUGAGAGGAAACAAAAGCAGGAAUUCCAGUGGAGAUCCAGUGCUUUUCAGGGAAAUCUUGGCGACUUACCAAGAAAACACCAUCAGUCCUUCCAAACUAGCCAAAUAUCCCAACUCAGAAAAAGGGAGUCUUUACUCACAGCUCUCCUCCACAUCUCUCUAAAAUCUGUCCCGUAGGAGAGUUUGCGGCAGAUUCUUCGGAAAGCGAGAAACGCGCUGCGACGCCUGACGCUGAAAACAACAUUUCGAGAGGCUUUUCCAACUGCCUUUCGAAACUUUAUUAAACCGAAAAGAAGAAAAAAUGCCUCGGAGAAGAAUACCGUCCUCUCCCGGCACCGUUGGGGUCCAGCGAUCAAUGUUCUGUGGAGCUUCAUUCUCCUGCCCCGUACCGCCAUUCUCGCAACCCUUCCACCAACAGCUAUUGUGUGGUGACAAAGGGUUUACUACGCUAACACCUCAGUGUUAGAGUACUGACCAAAGGCUGCAACAUUCUCGCAAUUACCUGCACCUACAAAUGGAGAGACAUAACCAGGCAAUUAACUUUUGGCCAAGCACUUAGGUUCAGCUUUCCUUUCAAAUGAUAUUUUCCUCUUGCUGAUCAUUUAAACCUUGCCCUCCAUUUAUAUCACUCAUUGUUACGCUUUAUGUGGCUUCGAUUUAAUACGCAACAUAGCUGCGCCUCAAUGAUGUCAUGUUGAAAAACAAUACCGCCAUUGUUUAUCUUCCUGUAGGACGGCCUACUUUUCCCACUUGCUCAUCACUGCAAAAACAUUGCAGUUAACGUUUCCAAAUCGGAGGCUACGAAUAUUUGAGAAGCCUACCAAUGGGCUGAAAAGGAAAUCUGGACAAAGCAGAAAAACCGCAAUCUUUUAUUGUAAC
Messenger RNA from Scleropages formosus (Asian bonytongue), 2709 nucleotides. Its product is annotated as cholesterol 25-hydroxylase-like protein 2. The record is from RefSeq and is a predicted model, not a curated record. The transcript is spliced from 2 exons. Gene Ontology annotation, molecular function: oxidoreductase activity; iron ion binding. Gene Ontology annotation, biological process: lipid biosynthetic process. NCBI's taxonomy places the organism in Eukaryota, Metazoa, Chordata, Actinopteri, Osteoglossiformes, Osteoglossidae. Bases 45 to 923 code for a protein of 292 amino acids.